Messenger RNA from Branchiostoma floridae (Florida lancelet), 2638 nucleotides. RefSeq lists its product as uncharacterized. The record is from RefSeq and is a predicted model, not a curated record. NCBI's taxonomy places the organism in Eukaryota, Metazoa, Chordata, Leptocardii, Amphioxiformes, Branchiostomatidae. The transcript has 3 exons. Bases 578 to 1111 code for a protein of 177 amino acids.
GGAUAUAUAUUAAGUCUAUAGAAAAGGCUGUAAUUUCUGUAACUUAGAUGUAGAGACUUUUUGAUGUUUCAUGAUAAAUAGAUGUACAUGCGUGUACAUGCCUGUGUCAGUACCAAACACAAAGGCACCCAUUGGUUAAAUAUUAACCAAUAUUGACCCACGUUUACCCAGCCAUGGAUGAACUUUUAACCAUGACGCGUCACUGUCUAAGCAAAGAUUUCGAACUAGCCAAUAAGAAGACAGGACCUUGUGCCUGAAGGGGCAGAAAUCGACCAAUCAGAAAUAGUUUGACACAAACAUUCAGACGACCUUAAACGAACAACAACGGGUAUAAGGUUAAGGUCUGUGAAAAAAAUAAGUGUAUUUUUAAACUCUUGAACGUCCACAGUUCGCAAUUGCAGACGGUAGUUGGAGUUACAAAGCCUACUUCCUCAACCUAUUUGAUUAACCUUGCGUUAUACCUGGAAACGACGAUAUUUCCGCAUUUGGUGGCGAUUCAAGCGCCCAUGCUGAUUUUCUGGCCACAAAAAAAAGUCGUCUGCAGCUGAAAACGUGACAUAGAACACGUACAACUACUAUGGGAGGUUCCAUAUCCAUAAAGAACGACACGGAAGACAGGCUUGUGGUGAGUUUGAACCAGGCCGGACCGCUGUAUUACGAGUUGGUGGAACCAGGUGAAACGUUUUACAGAAGGACCGGAGCCGUACACUUCACCAUCUGUGCCUUUCCGUUCAAGAAGUACAAACACUCGGACGGCAAGGUACACGACAACGAAAUGACGUCAAAGAAAUCGGCGAAAGAACACAUCAAGGUGGUGGCCCCGGCAGUCGCAGGAACGCUUCUGAUUGGUCCGUUCAUGAUCAUCCCCGGCAUCAUCAUGGCGAUGGGAUUGGAGGAUAGCUUCGGGCUGGAGGGACAGUACGUUGUUCAUUCACGCGGGUGGUACGCAGGGGACCAUCCACGCCUCAGAAUCGUCGGGGGAUGGAGGGAGAAGAGGCCCAUGAAACUGGAGUGCGUCCACUGCAAAGGGUUCGACAAGCUCAAAGUCACCGACCAUUUCGACACGUUCCCUGGUUUUGGUCUUGAAGAACCUGGGUAUAAGAAGUUGUAGUUCAAGAUCCCAGAAAAAUACUUAGUGCUCGGAUAGCGUAAAGUUGCACCAAUAAGUGUGGAAAAAAUUGAGUAUCUGAGAUCUUAUCAUUCUGAUAAUUUUUCAGUAAAAGAUCAUUAGAUUGAAUAGUUAUUAGGUGUAAGAAACAAGAAGUUUUGUGGACUGCCUACGAUCAUGUUCAACAAAUCGCCAGGGAAAACAUAACUUCCUCGGCGCCCUAAAUGCCCUAGAUGGUAAAGUAAAGUUGAAUUCAUUAGUGACUUAGCACGAACUUGACACACACUUGAUUACACGCUGACAUAAACUAAAAGCAUCUUCCAUACACAUGGUUAUUGCUAAAGACGAGGUAUGAGGUUUUCGCUACUGUUAUGAAAAAGAAACUCAAUCGUUGCUAUUAAUUGGUGGAGUCCGACCUGGAACUCAAUUACGAUAAUCAUACCGUUCUAGUACUGAUUAUUAUGGAGAAAGUUGCAAUAGAAGCAUGAAAAGAUACAAUGGCACAAAUAUAAAGUUUACCUCAUUUGCGUUAUGCAGAGAAGCAAUGUCAGAAGUCAAAAGUUCGUCUCUCAUACUAUAGGGAGAAAAUUUGAACGUUGCUAAAAUAGAUAGUAGUGCAUUACUGAAGACUGUAGUCAAAUAACUUUGCAGAUAUUGCAAAGCGUUAAAUAAUAUCAAUAUUGUAUUCCUUUCGUAUGAUUGAACAAGACAGAGACAAAGAAAAAGGGCAGCAUGUCAAAACAAAUAUGACAACUUUCCAAAAUUAUACUGUAACGUUACUAGUUAUUCCUAAUUUCGGCAACCAUUUUGUAUGACGUCAUGACCCGUGUUGACCUUCCUUGGUGCUCACCAACCUUUGUUCAGCCCAGAAUGUUGAUGUUUGGACCGGUAAUAGUGUUACAGGGUCUUGCGUCAUAUGAAUGCUUGUUUGUCUCAGAAAUCGUUAAGCGGGGGAUAUUGUUAAUAACAUUUUACUCCAUGUGACACGUUGCACAUAGGAUGACGUGAGGUCCUACAAAACACUCAAAGCAUAAAAAGUUGACUGCAGGAAGAAUAGAUUUUAGAUCUACUCUUAAAAUCUUAAUAAACAAAUCAAUAAACAGACAAAAAAUCUGUUUUUCUGCGGAAUUCGUUGAACACUCUGUUAAAUUUUAAGUCACAGAUCAGUCGCAAUGAGGUCGCUGCCCUAGUGGAAUGGUGGUAUAACAGAGAUACUGUUCGGUAAUAUAUAUGCUGUCGUAAACAGAGAAAGCUGUUUAAUCUGUAUGAGAAAACAACGUAUAUAAACUUCCCUGCAAUUACUGUAAGCUUACUAAAACGUGCACACAUUUUUUGUCACAAUUUGAAGAUCAUUUACCUGAAAUAAAUAGUAUAAAAGUAAAACACGUGGCAUGUGGUAGACACGGUCGUAGUUUAUUCUGAACAACAACAAAGCAGAGUCUCGUAGUAAUUGUAUACCCCCUGGGCAAAAAUUUAAACCUGAUUACACAGUACGUACACGGUGUUCAGCUGCCAUAGAAAAGGGGACGC